Messenger RNA from Porites lobata, 1727 nucleotides. Lineage: Eukaryota; Metazoa; Cnidaria; Anthozoa; Scleractinia; Poritidae. The record is from the annotation of a GenBank genome assembly.
AAAAAAGAUAAACUCUAUAAGCAGUUCAUUAAUUCUAGGGACUCAACUACUGAGUUAAAAUACAAACGCUAUCGGAACAAACUGAAUCAUCUUAUAAAAAUUGCUAAACGAAAGUACUAUGAUACAAAAUUUGAGAAGGCUAAAAAUAACCUGAAAGAAACUUGGAAACUAAUCAAUGAUGUAAUCAACAAACCGAGCAGAAAAGCAGCUCUGCCAAAUUCCUUUUUCUCUGAUGGAAAACUGUUAAAUGAUCCACAAGAAAUAGCUAACUGCUUUUGUAAGUUCUUCACCAACAUAGGUCCGAAUUUAGCAAGGAAAAUUCCAGACACACAAGUAUCUUUUCGUAGUUUUCUUGGCGCUUCUGUUAAUGAGUCGCUUAUCUUAAAUCCAACUAAUAUUUCGGAACUAAAUCAAAUAUGCAACUCUUUUAAAUCUGGAAAGUCGCCUGGAUAUGAUAACGUUUCAAUGGAUAUAAUAAAAGCACCUUUGAUCUCAUUUCUCAGCCUUUGGCCAAUGUAAUCAAUUUGUCUCUUAUUAAAGGAGUAUUUCCUGAUGAACUGAAAAUUGCUAAACUGAUUCCGGUAUUUAAAGCUGGUGAUUCCCAGUAUUUCACUAACUACCGUCCAAUUUCGCUUCUUUCUAAUUUUUCUAAAUUCUUUGAAAGAGUUAUGCACAAUCGUAUUACAAAUUUUUUAGAUCGUUUAGAUAUCUUAUACUGUUGCCAAUUUGGAUUUCGUAAAAAAUAUUCUACAGCGCUGUCUUUAAUUCAUCUUAUUAAUAAAAUUGCAACUGCUAUUGACAGAAGCGAAUAUACAGUUGGCAUAUUCUUAGACUUAUCAAAAGCAUUUGAUACUUUAGACCAUCAAAUACUCUUGUCUAAGCUUGAGCAUUAUGGGAUUCAUGGGCUAGCACUUAGCUGGUUGAAAAGCUAUUUGUCAAAUCGCGUGCAGUUCGUCCAGUACAAAGAGACUUGUUCUAUUAGGCUGACUCUGAGCUGUGGAGUCCCUCAAGGUUCUAUAUUAGGACCAUUAUUGUUCGUUUUGUAUAUCAAUGACCUCCCUUGUGCUACUCGUCUUGCUGAAACUAUGCUUUUUGCAGAUGAUACUAGUGUGUUUUAUUCUAAUCCCGAUUUAAAUUGUGCUAUUUCUGCCGUAAAUAAUGAUUUAUCUCAAAUUGAUCUUUUUUAUGAAAGCAAAUAAGCUCUCUGUUAACAUAACGAAAACUAAUUAUAUCAUUUUUUGCAGCAAGGCAAAAACCAGUCGGCUUCCCAAUAAAUCCUGUCUUGUACGAUGAGGUUUUAUUAAAGCAAGUAAAGGUAGUUAAAUUUUUAGGGUUUUUAUCGACGAGCAUCUAACGUGGAAGCCGCAUAUUACUUAUAUAUGUAAGAAAAUUUCAAAAUCUAUUGGCGUCAUGUUUAGGUCUCGUUUCUUUCUUUCUGAAACAACAAAAAGUCUCUUUAUUAUACCUUAAUUUAUCCUUAUUUAACAUAUUGUACCACAGUUUGGUCCUCCACUUAUGUAACAAACCUUAAUAGAAUUUUUCUUCUACAAAAGCGAGCAGUACGAAUUAUUACAAAUGCAGAUUUUCGCGCGCACUCUGAACCAUUAUUUUUCCGUUUAAAGAUUUUGGACAUAUACAACAUUAAUUCAUUCUAUACUGCACAAUUUAUGUUUUCAUAUUAUCAUCAAUUACUGCCACCGCUUUUUUUCGAACCUUUUUGUUACUAG